CGACCACAACCCCAACCCAACGCGCCACAUGGCAUUGCUUGAGGAUGCAAAGAUUGGCUUUGCUCCCAACUCUCUCUCCCUAAUUCCAUUCACUCGUUUUUCCUUAUCAUCCAAGCCACCUAAUUAAAUUAGUAACACUCUCUUUAUUUAAUAGAGGGUAGACAAGAUUAAUAACAAGCUCUAAAAAAUAAAAUUCCCUUCAUUUUCUCUCUCACGCCCAACUCCCAACAACUCUCUCUCAGUCAAGAUUUGUUCUCUCAGUGACACAACUGAACAAAAGGAAAAGCUAAUGGCGGAAGAGAAAGAAUCAACGUCGAUUCCACUGAGCCAAGCCGAAAAUGGUGGUGUUGAUCCCGAAGAUCCGGCUAAGUCUCCACCUAGCUCCCCCAAUUCAUCCACUCGCAAGGCUUGUUGUUUUGUUCUCCAGAGUUGGGUCUCGAAGAAGUUCAUGACUGGAUGUGUGGUCCUUUUUCCUGUGGCAGUUACAUUUUUCAUUACAUGGUGGUUUAUUCAGUUUGUUGAUGGUUUCUUCAGUCCGUUAUAUGAACAACUUGGUAUUGACAUAUUUGGACUGGGAUUUAUCACUUCUCUGCUUUUUGUCUUCUUUAUUGGUGUGUUUGUUUCAUCAUGGAUGGGAGCUGCUGUUUUCUCAGUGGGAGAAUGGGUUAUAAAGCGAAUGCCCUUUGUCAGGCAUAUAUACUCAGCCUCAAAACAAAUUAGUGCUGCAAUAUCUCCAGAUCAAAAUACAACAGCAUUUAAGGAGGUGGCUAUCAUUCGUCAUCCUCGUGUUGGCGAAUAUGCAUUUGGCUUUAUUACAUCCACUGUUAUUCUUCAGAGAGAAAACGAAGAUGAAGAGCUAUGCAGUGUUUUUGUCCCAACAAACCAUCUAUACAUUGGUGAUAUCUUCCUGGUGAACUCCAAAGAGAUCAUAAGGCCAAAUCUCUCGAUUCGAGAAGGCAUAGAGAUAAUUGUUUCUGGAGGUAUGACGAUGCCACAAAUAAUCUCUCCUCAAGAAAGGGUUGCCCGGCAGAACGAAAGAAUUCCAUUGAACAGAAUAAUGUAAGACGUACGGGAGAGACGCCAGGUAGCUGUAUAAGUACUUUCCCUGAGUUGGGUUGAAGCGUGAAAAAAUUCUUUGGCAUCAGCAACCUUGGAUGAGGUUGGUUGCAUAUACAAUCAUUUUUCUGCACUUGUCUAAUUACAUAAAUAGUAGCUUUGCCUGUCACCUCUGUUUGGUAGUGUAAUUUUCUUACUACAUCAAUGUUAUAAACAAUGUUAUACUAUGAUUUUAUUAAAAGUCAACACUCAUGACAGAGAAUGUAUAUUUUAAUAUUGGAUCUC
This is a messenger RNA of Theobroma umbraticum, 1341 nucleotides long. Its product is annotated as protein LIKE COV 2-like. NCBI's taxonomy places the organism in Eukaryota, Viridiplantae, Streptophyta, Magnoliopsida, Malvales, Malvaceae. The record is from RefSeq and is a predicted model, not a curated record. Gene Ontology annotation, cellular component: Golgi apparatus.